AUGGAGACAGAAGAUAAAGUGUCAACUCUUGAGAGCAAAGAGCAAGUUGAAGGUGGCCAUUGUGAGAAACCGUUGGAACACAGUGUGCAUUUCUCUCGAAUGGGACAGUCAAUUAACAAUUGUGAUGAGUUCGCUCUUUCUCCUUUGUUCAGUUCCGGUGGAUGGAAAAUGCCAGAGACUGCUGUUCCAUCACAUCAUUGCUCCACAGAAGCUUCAGGAUGGUUAAAUGCUACUCAUCCCACCGAGUCCCAGGGAAAAACGAAUGGCACAGUAUGUUUCAACUGGAAUGGCAAGCUCUGCCAUUGGACCAAACAGAUAACGAUUCAAAACUGUUCCAAUUACUUUGUAUAUUUUUUGAAGAAAACAAUGGAAAAACACGCUUACUGCACAGUUGCAGAAUCUGGAGACACUGACCCGUGUGUGUUUCACAACGUGUUGGUACAGCCCUGGAGAAGUUUGAAUUGCCGUAAUUAUGAAUGUACUGGUAAAGCAGAAUGUGAUGUGCACCUUAAACACGGAUGGUAUCGAUUCAAAAGCUCCGGUGGAUGGAAGAUGCCAGAGGUGGUUGUCCAACCAUAUCACUGCUCGACACGUGGAACAGCGUGGUUACAGGGUUCUCAUCCCACCAUGGCCGAUGGGGAAGUGACCAGGAGAGUUUGUAUAAACUGGAAAAGAAAUCAAUGUCACUGGGUCCAUGAGAUAAAGAUCAAAAACUGCAGCAGUUACUUUGUUUAUGAAUUGAAGGCGUUGCAUCAUUGUGCUGCCUACUGCACAGAUCCAAACACUGCUGAACAUGACAACAACGUGACAAAUUCAACUCAGAAACCGACAGAAAGUUCUUCACCAAACAGAGCAGUGACGGCAGAAACAG
This is a messenger RNA of Chiloscyllium plagiosum (whitespotted bambooshark), 871 nucleotides long. The record is from RefSeq and is a predicted model, not a curated record. NCBI's taxonomy places the organism in Eukaryota, Metazoa, Chordata, Chondrichthyes, Orectolobiformes, Hemiscylliidae.